Molecule: messenger RNA, 2305 nt
Organism: Physella acuta
Lineage: Eukaryota; Metazoa; Mollusca; Gastropoda; Physidae
Biological process (GO): cell-cell adhesion
Cellular component (GO): plasma membrane; cell-cell junction
Molecular function (GO): cell adhesion molecule binding
Source: RefSeq, a predicted model, not a curated record
AUUUGUAAAGCGUAUAUAGGGCGUGCAAGUCAGAUAUGUAGAUCUACAGAACCUCUCUGUAGCUAUUGGUUAUGUGUUGUGGUGUGUGCUGGGAUUUAGGGACUGACAAGCUGUUGGGUUUGUAUAAAAGUGCUAGAAAAUGACGACCACGUUAUUUAUAUCCGUAUCCCUUAUGGUAUUAUGGAUUUCUUCAGCCAAAUCGGUUCCAGACUGCCUUAGUGGGUCAUACGCUACAUCCCCGCCUGUCAUCACAGUCGAUGGAACCACCUACAGCAACGGCUCGAAUUUCACAACAACCGAGAACGUCCCCCGUCACAUCGCCUGCACUGUGUCCGGGGGUGAGUCAAACGUCUACACGAUCACCAUCACGUGUGGUCAGCACAGCAUCACAGAGAACGGAACCAAAGCUGACUUGCUGCAGACGACAUUUUCUAAAGCAGAAAACGGCCAAAAGUGCACGUGCUCUGCCAGUCAUUGGACCGGAUGUUACGAUCUGAAGACUGAAAUCACGAUCAAUGUCAUGUACCAACCAACCGUGACAAGUUUCACAGCAGUGGGAAAAGAAACCGAGGUCACCAUCAAACAGGGCGACACAAUCAACUUCAACUGUACAGCCAGUGGCAACCCCAGGCCAACCAUGUACAUCACACAGAGAUCUCCAACCUCUGAGCCUUUCCUCACAGUACAGACGUAUAACCUACAGUAUGACAUACGUGGGGCCCAGUGUGACGACACGGACGUCUUCUACUGUGUGGCUGAUAACAGCGUCACAUCCGGGGCACAGGCAACCAAACAACGUUCUGUGCAAGUUUACGUCACUUGCCCACCUAAACCCAUCAACUCUGGUGAACAAACCCACACAGCUAACCUCAACUCUGAUGUCACCAUCAAGUUUGACGUCACGGCAUAUCCUGUCAUCAACACGUCAUUAGCCGUCCUGUCAGUUGUCAAAGAAAAGUUUCUGGUUCCGGUGGAUGCGACAAGAUACAGUGUCAGUGUAGUGCCAGGUGUGCCACCAAAGAUGACGGUGGUUGUCACAUUCAAGAAAGUCCAGCAAGAAGAUCUCCUACAUUAUGCUGUUGACCUACAAAAUGGCGUGGGUUCUGGUGUGACGUACAACUUUGUUCUUACAGAGGCCAAAGACCCGAAGACAAUAUACAUUGCCAUAGGUGUUGGCGUUGGAGUUGCUUUUUUAGUAAUUAUCAUCGUGAUUCUUUCCGUGGUCAUUUACAAAAAAAGACUUCGACGAAAUCAUCAGCGUGCAAAUGAUAAUACUUACAUAGUGCCUGUGACUGAACCUAAUGGAUACAACAAAGCGAGGAAUUCUCUGGGAGACUAUGCUGCACCAGAGAGUAUCUAUGAAACCAUCCCCGACUACAGUGGGUUGGUUAACAAAGCACCUGACACCUACUCUACCUCCGCCUAUGGAAGUGACUCCUCGCAAAGCUCUGCAUACAACGGGAGCACAAACUCCAUUUUACCCCACCGUUAAUGUUUUAUAAAUGCAGUGUUUCCUCCAGACUUUUUUCUCCCGGGGGUGCACUUGAUAUCUGUGUGUGAGUGUGUGUGUGUGUGUGUAUAUAAAAGGUGUCCAAUUUUAAAAAAAUUAUUUUUCAUAUCGUGUGCAUAGUGAAAUCUAACAUGAAAUAUUUUUCAGUCUUAACUAAAUAUGUCAGUCUACAAAUUUGCAGUGAUUCAAUUGUGAUCAUUAUAAUGUAGGCCCUAUAUAUAUUCUCUCAUUAUACAUCAUUAGUAGCAGGGUAAAGAAUUAGGCCCAGUAAUCUAUGGAGCUUGGAGAACAAUUUGGAAAAAUCUUCAUGUUGAUUUUGUUGACAGUUGAAGUAGUUUGAAAAUAAAAUUAAUGAAACGAGGCUAAAAGUCAAUCCACUUUUUACCUGCCCAUUCGCCUUGGUUUCGCCGUCGUCAACUAAUGUUAUCACCUUCAGAGUUUCUUCCAGGCAUCUCUUCGGGGGGGGGGGGGAAGGUUGGCCCUGAAGAACGUCUACCGCCCCCGGAGAAAAAAAGUCUGGAAGAAACACUGAUCACCUUGUUAUCCUAUUUUGCACAAACAUUUACAUGACCUGGUUACAGAAAUAUGAAUGUAGUCCACAUCAAACUAGCAUGUAGGCCUAUAUAGACUGGGUUUUCCAAGGUGCAUAUAGAAAGUAAAUAGACAGUCAAGCAUCAAAAUUGAUUCUUUCUAUCUGUAGUAAUAGUUUUGUGUAUUCUUGUAACAUAGCUAGGGGCCGGCGGGUGGGGUUGCCGCCCCGGGCGCUGAUCCUGCAUCUUACCAAAUGGGGGGGGG